Molecule: messenger RNA, 3122 nt
Organism: Solanum dulcamara
Lineage: Eukaryota; Viridiplantae; Streptophyta; Magnoliopsida; Solanales; Solanaceae
Product: diacylglycerol kinase 1-like
Exons: 8
Coding region: 650-2842 (730 amino acids)
Molecular function (GO): ATP-dependent diacylglycerol kinase activity
Source: RefSeq, a predicted model, not a curated record
CCAAUUCCGACAUGGGCUAGUCGACACACUCUGAAAAAUCCACGUGUAGCCCUGUGGAUCUCCGAUGCAUCGCUCCUCCUCUAGAUGUAGGCUUAGGAAUAUGCAUCAACAGUCUAGAAACUUGUAUAACAAAUCAUAAUUAAGCCGUUGCUUGCCUAACACUUUAUUAAUAACCGAAUCAACAAAGGACUAAAUUCUGCAUUUGCAGAUUUGGAAUUCGAUUCUCCGUUUUUCCUUCAACGCCCAGGGUUUCGCAGCUACGAUUCUGUUCAGAGAAACAAACGCUAAUCCAAUCUCUUUUGUUAAUUAAUACGGUUAUUUUUGUUUCUUGUUGUGUUGAUUCAAAGAUUUAGGGCUCUUCAGGGGUCAAAGUGAAUAAGCAGGAUUUCAAGGAUGUGUUGAAUUGAAGUAUCCUCAUUUCUGGACUAAGGUUUCCAAGUGUUGUUGGUUGGGUUUAUACUGAAUAGUAAGCUAAUAUGUUUUGCAUAAUUGGGGAAAAAUGGAAUACUAACACCAUCAUGGCUUUAGAUUGUGAUCGUGUUAAGGAGGUGCAUGAUGCUGUUCUUCAUAGCCUAAUACUUGUCUAGGUUCGGAUUUAUACUAGCAUACAUGUAGUUGUGUAUUAAGUAUAGAAAUAUAGAAUUUUAAAAUGGAAGAUUAUAGAGAAUCAGAGUUUACACUUCUUAGCUGGAUCAGCAAAAAUCCUUCUGAGGUGGCAGAAUCCCGUCUGUUUAUUUUCUCCUGUUUCAUUGCUGGUCUAGUAGGAAUUGUAACUAUAUUUUACACAGCUUUCCAGUGGAGAAGGAACAUAAACGGUAGUUGGAUGAAAGCCAUAGCCAGGUCAAAGAAAAACCCAAAAACAAGGAAUAAGGUCCCUGCGGCUCCUCAUACUUGGGCUUUGGAAACCAUUUCUCGAGGGAAAAGUUUAAAAUGCUGUGUCUGUUUAAAGUCCAUUUCUCCAUCUCAGACUCUUGGUCCAAUUGUUGCCUCAGAAAGAUUUUUUAAUCGUUGCAGCAUAUGUGGUGCAGCAGCUCAUCUGAGUUGCUCAUCGAAUGCUCACAAGGAUUGUAAAUGUGCAUCUAUGUUUGGAUACCCACAUGUGGUACAUCAGUGGGCAGUGCGCUGGACAGAGGUAGCUGAUCAACCUGAUGAGUCUUAUUUCUGCAGCUACUGCGAAGAGCCAAGUUCAUUUCUUGGUGGGUCCCCUAUAUGGUGUUGCUUAUGGUGUCAACGCCUAGUUCAUGUUGAUUGUCAUGCCAAUAUGUUCAACGAAACAGGUGAUAUAUGUGACCUGGGCCCUUUCAGAAGGCUUAUUCUAUCGCCACUUUAUGUGAAAGAGUUUAACAGGGGCGGACUGUUGAGUUCUAUCACACAAGGUGCCAAUGAAAUUGCUUCUUCAGUGCGUGCUAGUAUAAUAAGUCAAAGCAAGAAAUACAAGCACAGUAAUGAGAAACAUGGGAGUGGGACCUCUGCGGAGACAAGCAAUGGUGAUGUUGUUGAGGACACAACUGCUGAAUGCACUUUUGAUUCUCAUAAAGUGAAUGGUAAUUGUAGAAUAGAUGAAAAUUGCAAUUGUGGUGUAAAUAGAGAGGGUGUGGAUCAGCAGCAAGACAGUGGUGUGAAAAAGUUGAUAUCUAUACCCAGCUUCAAGAGGAGUUCAUCCAUUACUCAGAAGGAUGAAUCUCAAUUAAUGGGGCAGAAAUAUGAAUUGACUGAUUUGCCUCCGGAUGCCAGACCUCUGCUAGUUUUUAUAAACAAGAAAAGUGGAGCUCAACGAGGAGAUUCACUUAGGCAGCGGUUGAACCUUCUAUUAAACCCAGUUCAGGUCUUUGAGUUGAGUUCAACAGAAGGACCGGAAGUUGGUCUGCAUCUUUUCAGAAGGGUGCCACACUUCCGGAUUCUUGUCUGUGGAGGUGAUGGAACUGUUGGCUGGGUUUUGAAUACCAUAGAUAAACAAAACUAUGUUUCUCCUCCACCGGUGGCAAUACUCCCCGCCGGGACCGGAAAUGAUUUGGCUCGAGUUCUUUACUGGGGAGGUGGUUUAGGUUCAGUUGAGAGACAAGGCGGUCUUUGCACACUUUUACAUGAUAUAGAACAAGCAGCAGUAACCAUCCUUGAUAGAUGGAAAGUUUCUAUCGUAAACCAGGAGGGAAAGCUGCUUCAACCUCCGAAGUUCUUGAACAACUAUCUUGGGGUUGGUUGUGAUGCAAAGGUUGCAUUAGAAAUCCAUAAUAUGAGGGAGGAAAACCCCGAGAAGUUCUACAAUCAGUUCAUGAAUAAAGUUCUUUAUGCCAGAGAAGGUGCAAGAAGUUUCAUGGAUUGGACAUUUGCGGAUUUUCCAUGGCAAGUUAGGGUGGAGGUUGAUGGUGUCGAGAUUGAAGUUCCCGAGGAUGCAGAAGGUGUUCUCGUAGCUAAUAUUGGAAGCUACAUGGGUGGAGUAGACUUGUGGCAGAAUGAAGAUGAACACUAUGACAAUUUUGAUCCUCAAUCCAUGCAUGAUAAGAUGCUGGAGGUUGUUAGCAUUUCUGGGACGUGGCAUCUUGGGAAGCUUCAGGUGGGGCUUUCCAAAGCUCGGAGGCUUGCACAGGGUCAGUUGAUCAAAAUUCAACUUUUUGCUGCAUUUCCUGUUCAAAUAGAUGGUGAACCUUGGUAUCAGCAACCCUGUACAUUGACAAUAACACAUCAUGGACAGGCCUUCAUGCUGAAGAGAGCAGCAGAAGAACCUCUAGGUCAUGCAGCAGCAAUAAUUGCCGAUGUGCUUGAGAAUGCUGAAUCUAAUCAAGUGAUCGACGCGUCACAGAAGCGGGCACUUCUUCAAGAAAUGGCCAUCAGACUCUCUUAGACACCAACACAGUGAUUUGUUAGUUUGCAGCAGUAAAUCAAAGUUUGGUAUAAAACCCCACCUCUUGCUCUUUUUUUCUUUCUGUUUCUUUAGGUUCUUUCAUUUCACGUGUAAAAUAUAUAUGGAAAUUAGAAAUGCUUGUUUGUAUAAAAGAAAAAACUAGUCAGCGUCCGUUCGAGUGAAGAGACGACUUAUUAGUUUUUCGAUCCAAAAUCGAUGUAGUACUCUGCAUAUGAUCAUAACAAUAUCAAGCAAUCGGUUUCGUAACAUUCUCUUAACA